Messenger RNA from Coregonus sp. 'balchen', 25921 nucleotides. The record is from the annotation of a GenBank genome assembly. NCBI's taxonomy places the organism in Eukaryota, Metazoa, Chordata, Actinopteri, Salmoniformes, Salmonidae.
AUGGCCAAGACCGGAUUCUGCGAUUCCAUGCCACUGCUGGACUUGCACAAGAAGGUGAGUUUGAAGUUGAAAUAGAAUGCGUAAAGUUUUGUAUAUUCGACGUCCUAUAAUGUGCCCAAACAUUUAAAUGCGCGCAGCACAGGUGAUCCACACCUGCGCGUUUGUUUAUUCCUUCCCAAGUAAAACAACUGAAUAUGAACUUUCUGGGUUUGGGUGGGAAUGGUUUCAUAGAAAAUGUGUAGCCCUUGAUCAUGACGCUCAGUUCCAUUACAUUACAGAUGUCAUUGGACGAAGGUAUCUUCUGUACGGGGGAGAUUUGUUAAGCGUGUUUUCACAUAUAGUCGUCUUAAAAUAACCGAUCUCAGACCUUUUUAGUAUAUUCUGGCCUUCUGUAGCUCAGUUGGUAGAUCAUGGCGCUUGCAACGCCAGGGUUGUGGGUUCGUUUCCCACGGGGGGCCUGUAUGAAAAAUGUAUGCACUCACUAACUGUAAGUCGCUCAGGAUAAGAGCGUCUGCUAAAUGACUAAAAUGUGAAGGUAAAAAAAAAACAUGAAAAGGCAAAAUAACUAGUUUUUUUGUACUGCCUUUGAAUUAGGACUCAACUCUUUUGCCAGUUCACAUUACCUUUUUUUAUGCCUCAGUCCUCUUUGCAUUCACAUUGCUAUGUUUAGAAACGAACCAAGCUCUUUUUCCAACAUUCACUCAAUGCACUCCGGGUUUUUACUAAGUGCAGGACAAGCCAUUCCAUCAGAACGUGUUAUUGAACAGCUAUAUAUAGCCUACCUAAUUACAUUUAGGAAGCUAAUAGAUUGCAUUUAGUUAAAAGAUGAGACAUAACAAUUUUAAUCAGAAGCUACUAUUAACUUGUAAAUAUUAUUGGUUACAGAAUAAAUAGCAGAAUAACAACUGCAGAUUAAGGCUACUGCCCCUUUAAGAGCUAUAAUUGAUUUUGUACCAUAUGUUGUGAUUCUCACCAACUAUGUUGUCUUCUCACACUAUUCAAACGCCACAAUCGAAUAAUCAGAUUAUGACGCUGUCUUGGCCUAUAGAUCAAAUACUGCAAACAAAUAAUCUUUACUACAAACGUUUUGUACAAUCACUCAUGUGUGGUGCAGGAAUAAUGACAAGCGCACCUGGGAAGCUUUGUGUGCACAUUGCCCUAAAAAAGGGAACCGGACCGAGAAAUUCAAGCGAACCAAACUCAGACCACCUUUCGAGAUGGUCUCAGUUCGGUUGGCUACGGGGGCUCUUUUGAGCGGUCUGAGUUCCUUUUGUAGUGUUCACACUGAACAUACACUUAAGCGAAUCGCACUGAGUACAAAAAUUGGCUGAAAGGGACCAAGUGUGAACACCCUAACACACAUUGCUUGUGGUACGGUUUAUGAAACAUAAAUACCUUUCAUAUCCGCAAUAAAUACUUUUCUAAAAACAAAAGGUUAAAUUGAUACACACCUAUAUAGGGUUAUGGUUUCUACAUGGCCAUAUUUCCAUGUCACAGCGCUUGUUGGUGGAAAACAGACGGAAGACUGAGGUGACUACCUUGUGUUAAUUAACUACAGUAUCUGCAUAUCCGAACACCUGUGUAAACGGAUGACGGACGCCACAAACAUGUCGUGACUAAAAAAUACUGUUGGCUGCAACUGUGUACAGUAAGAGUGUAUUUUGCAUUUGUAAAAUAAUUUUGAUGUGAUAUAAAAGUAGAGGAAUUUAUGUUUCUAGAACCGCAAUUGAAAAUUGGUUCACGUUUAGAUGGAGUAUUUGGCUGUUUUGGUGUGCCUAUUAUAGAAAAAUAAAAAUAAAGCCUUUUACAAACAUUUCAUGCAAUUCUACGUACUUUUUACAUAUUAGCGGAUUUUUUUUAUUAUCCCACACAAAUUACCUAAAUUACAGGCUAAUAAUGGACAGAGAUACUUAAAAACUUUAUGCCUACCUUGCCACCCCAGGCAGAGUACGCCUACCGACGCAGACAAAUGUAAGCUUUAACUGCUGGCUACUCUUCUUCCAUGACAUAACCCAACGAGAGAAGGUCACACGUGUUUCCCUAAAACCUGUCUGGGUUUUGUUAAGUUGCGUCAAUUCAAAUCUGGUAUAGGAACAAAAGAGGUCAAUACACUUAUUCUAAAAUAGACUAGUAUUUUAAUUAAUGCAAACCACUUCAAUGGUAAAUAUGAUGUUCGUAUAUACGGGUCCACUGAAAUACCACGCAGGGCACUCAGAGAACUAAGCCAUUGUUAUGAGUUCUUCUUAAAAUACUCUGACAGAGAUAGUUCCCGCUCCCUGCUGGCCAAUCAGAGUAGAGACUGAGCGUGGUUUAGACUUACUCAGCCAAUCGUUGGCGCACAGGCUGGUCCCAGUCCCUUGGCGCUCCACUGUUGCCAGGCAUAAGUUUGUUAUCAUCACAACCUGUAGAGUCAUCACCCAUAGACACUGUUCCCCUGUACUCCUUGUACCUACGUCCUUGGACGGUUCACAGAUCACAAAGAGGCAGUGUUCGUGUCUGUGAGAAAUACAAGUCUUAUCUCAUCCUACCCCCUAACGUUCCUCACAUGAAUCACAGCUUGUUAUGUGAAACAAUUUAUAUCAGUACAGUACAAACCUUUUAUGUUUAAUAAUUAAUGCAUUCUUUCUAAGCUAGUCAUCACAUCUAGAUCCCCACAGUUUAAACAUCUUCUAUUGUACAUAAAGUGAAUAGCUUAAUCAAUUAAUAGUGACAGAAUUAUACUGAACAAAAAUAUUAACUACCAUGCAACAAUUUCUACGAUUUUACUGAGUUACAGUUCAUAUGAGGAAAUCAGUCAAUUGAAAUAAAUAAAUUAGGCCCUAAUCUAUGGAUUUCACAUGACUGGGCAGGGGUGUAACAUAUGUUAAUCAUACUCUCCUUGCAUUGUGUUUAGUUCAAAGAAAUCACCCCAGCCAGUGGUCCCAGUUGAUCGUUUAUUUAUUAUCUGUGAUAAAAUAGGAAACAGCACGUUAGUUCUGCAGGGCUUAAUGAUGUUGAUGGCUGUCGAUUGUAAAAUAUGUAGCAUGAAAACUGUGUUAGCAGUGAGCUUAUGUGACCAUUACAUCGGUGCAUGCUAGCUAACACAUUUAUAUACAGCAAUCAUAUACCAAAGCACAUCCCAGAAAGCCCCUCAAUCCCUAACAGGUACCAUAUACCCACACAUGUAUGAAUCAGGAAUGUACAGCGAACUUGUACACAUUGUAAAAUAUAAAAAUGGAAUACAGUAUUCAGAACGUGACAUAUGCCUUGCAUCAUAUUUUCAUACUUGGGAGACCUGACGUUCGCGAUCUCCCCAUAUCUGCAAGCGGGGCCAAUAACAACACGCCUUAUUGUAAUCGGAAUUGAACCAACCAAUAAGAGUGCUUGAACAUUAAAUACACAUUUAUUUAAAGGCAAAUGGGUGGGCCUGGGAAGGCAUAAGCACAGGGGAGCCAGGCCCAGCCAAUCAGAAUGAGUUUUUCCCCACAAAAGGGCUUUAUGACAGACAGAAAUACUCCUCAGUUUCAUCAGCUCUCUGGGUGGCUGGUCUCAGACGGUCCCGCAGGUGAAGAAGCUGGAUAUGGAGGCCCUGGGCUGGCGUGGUUACACGUCUGCGGUUGUGAGGUCGGUUGGACGUACUGCCAAAUUCUCUAAAACAACAUUGGCUCAUGGUAGAGAAAUGAACAUUUAAUUAUCUGGCAACAGCUCUGUGGGACAUUCCUGCAGUCCACAUGCCAAUUGCAUGCUCCCUCAACUUGAGAUAUCUGUGGCAUUGUAUUGUGUGACAAAACUGUACAUUAUAGUGGCCAUUUAUUGUCCCCAACACAAGGUGCACCUGUGUAAAGAUCAUGCUGUUUAAUCAGCUUCUUGAUAUGCAGCACCUGUCGGGUGGAUGGAUUAUCUUGGCAAAGGAGAAAUGCUCACUAACAGGGAUGUAAACAAAUUUGUGCAGAACAUUUGAGAGAACUAAGGUUUUUGUGCGGAUAGAACAUUUCUGGGAUAUUUUGAUUUUGAAAAAUGGGACCAACACUUUUUACAUGUUACGUUUAUAUUUUUGUUCAGAAUAGAUCACCUCCCAAGCAAAGUCAGCCUCUGAAUGUCAAAGAAACGAAACAAUGAUAUCCCAAUAUGCAUCAGAUGUAAUGUAAGUUACUCGAAUCAGGCGUAUUGUGAAGUCAAUAAAUCUGAUAAAUGCAUCAUGGGCAAGAAACAUUGUUUUUAAUAAGAAUCAAUUAUAAUUUAGUAGUAGUAGCAAGCUAUCAAAGUUGACCUCCGGUGCGCUUUCUCAUCUUCGCGCUCUCCUUCUCAAACUGAACAGAACAAAGGCUACAGGCUAGUCUGCGCACAAGAUGGUGUAUUUUUUGGGGGGACUAGGACUAAUCCAAAACUAUUUUCGGAAGAAACCUUUGACUGUCCUCCUGAACUGUCACCGUAGCCCUACACAUCACAGCCAUUGGUUAAGAAGCACACACAAACUUUUUUUGAUCAGCAAGAGCAGAGCAGAUGGGCACAGGGUUGGAAUAUCUAUUGCAGUGGGUAAAUGCAGCCUAGUUUUAUUUACACCAUCCCAGCAUCUUAGAAAUACACCAUCUUAGAAAUAUAACUUUGAUCUGUGCUUCGUAGCCUAUGGAUCAUUUGAUUGAGACCACACAGGCGCACUUAAUAUUGCGCGCCCAGCGGUAAGUCUGAGAUGAGGGGCGGCAUCACUCACACAUUGAUAUGUAUGUACAGUACCAGUCAAAAGUUUGGACACACCUACUCUUUCAAGGGUUUUUCUUUAUUUUGACUAUUUUCUAAUUGUAGAAUACUACUGAAUACAUCAACUAUGACAUAACAUAUAUGGAAUUAUGUAGUAACCAAAAAAGUGUUAACAAAUUUAAAAUAUUUUAUAUUUGAGAUUCUUCAAAUAGUCACCCUUUGCCUUGACAGCUUUGCACACUUUUGGCAUUAUCUCAACCAGCUUCACCUGGAAUGCUUUUCCAACAGUCUUGAAGGAGUUCCCACAUAUGCUGAGCACUUGUUGGCUGCUUUUCCUUCACUCUGCCGUCUGAUUCAUCCCAAACCAUCUCAAUUGAGUUGAGGUCGGGGGAUUGUGGAGGCCAGGUCAUCUGAUGCAGCACUCCAUUACUCUCCUUCUUGGUAAAAUAGCCCUUACACAGCCUUGAGGUGUGUUGGGUCAUUGUCCUGUUGAAAAACAAAUGAGAGUCCCACUAAGCCCAAACCAGAUGGGAUGGUGUAUUGCUGCAGAAUGCUGUGGUAGCAAUGCUGGUUAAGUGUGCCUUGAAUUAUAAAUAAAUCACAGUGUAACCAGCAAAGCACCCCCACACCAUAACGCCUCCUCAUCCAUGCUUUACAGUGGGAACUACACAUGCGGAGAUCAUCCGUUCACCCACACCGCAUCUCACAAAGACACGACGGUUGGAACCAAAAAUAUCAAAUUUGGACUCCAGACCAAAGGACAACUUUCCACUGGUCUAAUGUCCAUUGCUCGUGUUUCGUGGCCCAAGCAGGUCUCUUCUUCUUAUUGGUGUCCUUUUUAGUAGUGGUUUCUUUGCAGAAAUCCGACCAUUAAGGCCUGAUUCACACAUUCCCCUCUGAACAGUUGAUGUGUCUGUGACUUGAACUCUGAAGCAUUUAUUUGGGCUGCAAUUUCUGAGGCUGGUAACUCUAAUGAACUUAUCCUUUGCAGCAGAGGUAACUCUGGGUCUUCCUUUCCUGUGGCGGUCCUCAUGAGAACCAGUUUCAUCAUAGAUGGUUUUUGCGACUGCACUUGAAGAAACGUUAAAAGUUCUUAAUUUUCCGUAUUGACUGACCUUCAUGUCUUAAAGUAAUGAUGGACUGUUAUUUCUCUUUGCUUAUUUGAGCUGUUCUUGCCAUAGUAUGGACUUGGUCUUCUACCAAAUAGGGAUAUCUUUUGUAUACCCCCCCCCUACCUUGUCACAACACAACUGAUUGUCUGAAAAGAAAAUCCACAAAUUAACUUUUAAGAAGGCAUACCUGUUAAUUGAAAUGCAUUCCAGGUGACUACCUCAUGAAGCUGAUUGAGAGAAUGCCAAGAGUGUGCAAAGCUGUCAUCAAGGCAAAGGGUGGCUAUUUGAAGAAUCUCAAAUAUAAAAUAUAUUUUGAUUUGUUUAAAACUUUUUUGGUUACUACAUGAUUCCAUAUGCGUUAUGUCAUAGUUUUGAUGUCUUCACUAUUAUUCUACAAUGUAAAAAAUAAAAUAAAAACCUUGAAUGAGUAGGUGUGUCCAAACUUUUGACUGGUAGUGUAUGUACACACUUUGCAUUCAGAAAGUAUUCAGACCCCUGACUUUGUCCACAUUUUGUUACGUUACAGCCUUAUUCUAAAAUUGAUUUUAAUAGUUUUUUUCCCUCAAUCUACACACAGUACCCCAUAAUGACAAAGCGAAAAAAGUUUUUUAGAAAUGUUACCAAAUGUAUAAAAAAAACAAAUAACUUAUUUACAUAAGUAUUCAGACCCUUACAAUGAUACUCACAAUUGAGCUCAGGUGAAUCCUGUUUCCAUUGAUCAUCCUUGAUGUUUCUACAACUUGAUUGGAGUCCACCUGUGGUAAGUUCAAUUGAUUGGACAUUAUUUGGAAAGGCACACACCUGACUAUGUAAGGUCUCACGGUUGACCGUGCAUGGCAGAGCAAAAGCCAAGCCAUGAGGUCGAAGGAAUUGUCCGUACAGCUCCGAGACAGAAUUGUGUCGAGGCACAGAUCUGGGGAAGGGUACCAACAAAUGUCUGCAGCAUUAAAGGUCCCCAAGAACACAGUGGCCUCCAUCAUUCUUAAAUGGAAGAAGUUUGGAACCACCAAGACCCUUCCUAGAGCUCCAGAGUUCCUCUGUGGAGAUGGGAGAACCUUCCAGAAGGACAACCAUCUCUGCAGCACUCCACCAAUCAGGCCUUUAUGGUAGAGUGGCCAGAUGGAAGCCACUCCUCAGUAAAAGGCACAUGACAGCCCGCUUGGAGUUUGCCAAAAGGCAACUAAAGGACUCUCAGACCAUGAGAAACAAGAUUUUCUGGUCUGAUGAAACCAAGUUUGAACUCUUUGGCCUGAAGGCCAAGCGUCACGUCUGGAGGAAACCUGGCAACAACCCUACGGUGAAGCAUGGUCAUGGCAACAUCAUGCUGUGGGGAUGUUUUUCAGCGGAAGGGACUGUGAGACUAGUCAGGAUCGAGGGAAAGAUGAACGGAGCAAAGUACAGAGAUCCUUGAUGAAAACCUGCUCAGGACCUCAGACUGGGGCGACGGUUCACCUUCCAACAGGACAACGACCCUAAGCACACAGCCGAGACAACACAGGAGUGGCUUCAGGAAAAGUAUCUUAAUGUCCUUGAUUGGCCCAGCCAGAGCCCGGACUUGAACCCGAUCGAACAUCUCUGGAGAGACCUCAAAAUAGCUGUGCAGCGACACUCCCCAUCCAACCUGACAGAGCUUGAGAGGAUCUGCAGAGAAGAAUGGGAGAAACUGCCCAAAUACAGGUGUGCCAAGCUUGUAGCGUCAUACCCAAGACGACUCAAGGCUGUAAUCGCUGCCAAAGGUGCUUCAACCAAGUACUGAGUAAAUGGUCUGAAUACUUAUGUAAAUGUGAUAUUUCAAACAAUGUUUUAUACAUUUGCUAACAUUUUAUAAAAACCUGGUUGAUCUUUGUCAUUAUGGGGUAUUGUGUGUAGGUUUAUGGGGGGGGGGGACAAUUGAAUCAAUUUUAGAAUAAGGCUGUAACAUGACAAAGUGGAAAAAGUCAAGGGGUCUGAAUAAUUUCCGAAGUGUGUGUGUGUAUAUAUAUAUAUCUGUGGAAAGAAUUAAGAGACCACUGCAAAUGUUUCUUAAAUCUGCAUCUCUACAUGUAUGACAGCAAUUCCAUACCUGUGUCUGUUGAAUUCCAACACAGGCACACCUCAUUCUACUGAAUUAGGUACUGAUUAGGUGAUCACAUGAACCAAAUCUUAUUUUUAACGAGGAAAAGUAUAAAAACCACUGCUGUGGUCAUCACUAUCCUCUUGCAAUAGGACCAGCUGGAUGGCAAAAACAGUUAAUAGUACCUCAAAAGUAAUAUUAAUCAAAAAAUAACUACUGACCAUGCCAAAAGACUUGAAAAGGAAAGUUUUGAGUGAGGAAAAGAAGGGGUCAAUCUGGCUUUACUGGCAGAGGGAUACAGUAGGCCACAGGUUGCUUCCAUCCUUAUAAUUUCAAAGACUGCGGUUCAUAAGAACAAGGUCAAGCAGCAGACGUUGGGGACAACAAAGCUACAGACCGGCAGAGGGCGAAAACGACUCUACUGACCGGGAUGACUGCCAACUCAUUCGAAUGUCACUCAACAACCGUAGGAUGACAUCAAGUGACCUACAAAAAGAAUGGCAAACGGCAGCUGGAGUGAAGUAAAUGGCGAGGACGGUUCGAAACAGGCUCCUAGGGGCAGGGCUGAAGUCGUGCAAAGCUAGAAAAAAGCCCUUCACCAAUGAGAAGCAAAGAAGAGCCAGGCUGAGGUUUGCAAAAGACCAUAAGGAUUGGACCAUAGAGGACUAAAGUAAGGCCAUCUUCUCUGAUGAGUCCAAUUUUCAGCUUUGUCCAACACCUGGUCGUUUAAUGGUUAGAUGGAGACCUGGAGAGGCCUACAAGCCACAGUGUCUCGCACCCACUGUGAAAUUUGGUGGAGAAUCUGUGAUGAUCUGGGGGUGCUUCAGCAAGGCUGGAAUCGGGCAGAUUUGUCUUUGUGAAGGACUCAUGAAUCAAGCCACGUACAAGGUUGUCCUGGAAGAAAACUUGCUUCCUUUUGCUCUGACAUUGUUCCCCACGCCAUUGCGCCAAACCACGCCACACAGCCAGGUCAAUCAAGGUGUGGAUGGAGGACCACCAGAUCAAGACAAGACCCUGUCAUGGCCAGCCCAAUCUCCAGACCUGAACCCCAUUGAAAACUUCUGGAAUGUCAUCAAGAGGAAGAUGGAUGGUCACAAGCCAUCAAACAAAGCCGAGCUGCUUGAAUAUUUGUGCCAGGAGUGGCAUAAAGUCACCCAACAUCAAUGUGAAAGACUGGUGGAGAGCAUGCCAAGACGCAUGAAAGCUGUGAUUGAAAAUCAGGGUUAUUCCACCAAAUAUUGAUUUCUGAACUCUUCCUAAAUUAAAACAUUACUAUUGUGUUGUUUAAAAAUGAACAUGAACUUAUUUUCUUUGCCUUAUUCAAGGUCUGACAACACGGCAUCAUUUUUGUUAUUUUGACCAGUUGUCAUUUUCUGCUAAUAAAUGCUCUAAAUGACAAUAUUUGGGAGAAAUGUUGUCAGUAGAUUAUAGAAUAAAACAAAAAUGUUAUUUUUACCCAAACACAUACCUAUCAAUAGUAAAACCAGAGAAACUGAUAAUUUUGCAGUGGUCUCUUAAUUUUUUACAUCUCAGGAGGGAUUUUGUCCCACUCCUCUUUGCAGAUCUUCUCCAAGUCAUUAAGGUUUCGAGGCUGACGUUUGGCAACUCGAACCUUCAGCUCCCUCCACGUAUUUUCUAUGGGAUUUCCAGGACCUUACUGUGCUUCUUCUUGAGCCACUCCUUUGUUGCCUUGGCCGUGUGUUUUGGGUCAUUGUCAUACUGGAAUACCCAUCCAUGACCCAUUUUCAAUGCCCUGGCUGAGGGGGUUCUCACCCAAGAUUUGACGGUACAUGGCCCCGUCCAUCGUCCCUUUGAUGCGGUGAAGUUGUCCUGUCCCCUUAUCAGGAAAAACACCCCCAAAGAAUAAUGUUUCCACCUCCAUGUUUGACGGUGGGGAUGGUAUUCUUGGGGUCAUAGGCAGCAUUCCUCCUCCUCCAAACACGUUGAGUUGAUGCCAAAGAGCUCCAUUUUGGUAUCAUCUGACCACAACACUUUCACCCAGUUCUCCUCUGAAUCAUUCAGAUGUUCAUUGGCAAACUUCAGACGGGCAUGUAUAUGUGCUUUCUUGAGCAUGGGGACCUUGCGGGCGCUGCAGGAUUUCAGUCCUUCACGGCGUAGUGUGUUACCAAUUGUUUUCUUGGUGACAGCUGCCUUGAGAUCAUUGACAAGAUCCUCCCGUGUAGUUCUGGGCUGAUUCCUCACCGUUCUCAUGAUCAUUGCAACUCCACGAGGUGAGAUCUUGCAUGGAGCCCCAGGCCGAGGGAGAUUGACAGUUAUUUUGUGUUUCUUCCAUUUGCGAAUAAUCGCACCAACUGUUGUCACCUUCUCACCAAGCUGCUUGGCGAUGGUCUUGUAGCCCAUUUCAGCCUUGUGUAGGUCUACAAUCUUGUCCCUGACAUCCUUGGAGAGCUCUUUGGUCUUGGCCAUGGUGGAGAGUUUGGAAUCUGAUUGAUUGCUUUUGUGGACAGGUGUCUUUUAUACAGGUAACAAGCUGAGAUUAGGAGCACUCCCUUUAAGAGUGUGCUCCUAAUCUCAGCUCGUUACCUGUAUAAAAGACACCUGGGAGCCAGAAAUCUUUCUGAUUGAGAGGGGGUCAAAUACUUAUUUCCCUCAUUAAAAUGCAAAUCAAUUUAUAACAUUUUUGACAUGCGUUUUUCUGGAUUUUUGUUGUUGUUAUUCUGUUUCUCACUGUUCAAAGAAACCUACCAUUACAAUUAUAGACUGAUCAUUUCUUUGUCAGUGGGCAAACGUACAAAAUCAGCAGGGGAUCAAAUACUUUUUUCCCUCACUGUAUAUGUGUGUGUGUGUGUGUGUGUGUGUGUGUGUGUGUGUGUGUGUGUGUGUGUGUGUGUAUAUAUAUAUAUAUAUAUAUCUCCUAAUAAGCAACUCAUUCUAAAACACUGAGAAAUAUUGACAUUUCGUCAAUCACAAAUUACAUGACCCUCCCCUGGACUAGAUAAAGAAAUUACUAAACCCUCCGCUUUACUGAAAUUGAAAAAGCAUGACCCUCCCCCAUUUUCCUCAAGGUAACCAUUUCUGUACAUUUCGAUCUGUCACUAAGAUGUAUUUUUGGCUGCCUCCAAAACAGGCUGCCGAAGAGAGACGAGCCCCCUUAAGAGCCUUGGCCAAUGCCUGUGUGCCCAAAGAGCGCUGGCAGCCCCAGGAGGGAGAGCCCAGGGGGACCCACCAGAAGACUGAGCCAGAGCGCAGAUGGGUACGCCACUUCUCUCCUUCUGCCAUAGCCUGACCUCCCUUCUAUUCCAUUUCCUCUUCCGUCUGUUCUGGAGUGUAGUCAUUAGUCCAAACAGUAAAAUUUGAGUUUCUAUUGGACAAAUUCAGUGAGGUUCUAUUCAGUUUGCUUCCAUUUAAGAAAUGUUUUGCAACAGAAUCGGCGUAAUGAAUAGACCCCAGCUGCGAGGGCCCACAUUCAAGUGCCUAUACUCAUUGCUGUGUCUCUCACCCCGUUGAAUGCUCUUUCUAGUCUUUAUGCCUCAAGUACGCUUCAGAUCAAAUCCUUUAUUGAAGUCACAGAACAGUAUGUGGAGUCUCCAUAUUAAUGCACUCUUAACAAUACCUUAUGUUUUGACAUCUUAUCCUUCCUCUAUGCCACGCUCUGUGUUAAUUUAAUUGUCCUGCUGUGUAUGUCUGAGCAGGCCUGGAGGCUGCCUGUGUCGACAGACGAUGGCAUUAUCAUUGGCUUCCAUGAGGACGACAGCCCCUCACAUUCAGGUCACUGCAAUAUACUUCUGUACCAAAUAUAGCAUAUAAUUGUAUGUUAGCCUUGUGUCUGUACUAAGUUAACCCUCUCUCUACUAUGGUCAGAUGUAUGUAUGGAGGAAGAAGCUGUGCUGCUCUACCUCCAUGGCCUCCAGGGUCUCUAUAGCCUGCAGGCGUUGGUGCCUGGCCUGCUGCGUCAUGAGACUGAGCUGGCCAUGGAGACGCUGGGGCUUAUCUAUGACAGGAGCUACGCAUGGGACAUCUUCUCUGACAUGAUGGUGAGGGGGGGUGGGGGUGUAAUAGAGGUGGAGCCAUGUAAUGAGUAACCUUGACUCAGACCCAGGGAGUCUUGUUAGAUCCCAGAGUUAAUUCCUAGGCUUUAGCUCACACUCUUGUCGCAACUUAGGAAAGUUGAUCAAGAUUGGGAGGAGGCUUGUAUUAUUAGUCCAGAAUCGCUCUACAUUUCAAUUACAUUUACAUUACAUUUACAUUACAUACAUUUUAGUCAUUUAGCAGACGCUCUUAUCCAGAGCGACUUACAGUUAGUGAAUACCCUUUAUUUUUAUAAAAAAUUUUAUACUGGCCCCCCAUGGGAAUCGAACCCACAACCCUGGCGUUGCAAACGCCAUGCUCUAUCAACUGAGCUACAUCCCUGCCGGCCAUUCCCUCCCCUACCCUGGACAACGCUGGACCAAUUGUGCGCCGCCCAUGAGUCUCCCGGUCGCGGCCGGCUGCGACAGAGCCUGGAUUCGAACCAGGAUCUCUAGUGGCACAGUUAGCCCUGCGAUGCAGUGCCUUAGACCACUGCGCCACUCAGGAGCUUACAAUCACUAACCACGUUUCCAUCCACAGUUUAUAUGUGCGUAGAGUCAUACCGUAUAAUUUUUUAAAAAAUAAAAUCACAACCGCUGUGAUGCAACAGGAUGUUUUGGUACAAUUUUAUAAAUGCAGACAGAUCAUUUGUUCGUUCAACAUGGUGGGAUCUUUUUGUGUCGGCGAGAUAUUGAUUUAGCAACCAUUAACUUUGAGUCACGCGAUGACAUGGUGUGCCAAGACCGGAGUAGGCACAAUUGCUAUUUAACGCAACAGUUUUUGUGACAAAACUAUCGGUAGAGUUUUCGGUACAUGAGAACUUCAGAGAUAAAGUAAAUUUUGUGCACUACGUCACGCACUGAUUUUGAUCUGCAACGAGUCAGUUUGGUGGAAACACCACUGAUGGGGAAUGUGUUUGAAUAUCCGCAUGAAAGUCUUUCGCCAAUUGGAUGGAAACCAAGCUAGUGAAGUUAUUUUGUUAUUCAUUGACAUGGUCUUCUUUUCCAGAGAAGUCAGUUGCGGUUCACCUUCCCCAAUGCAGACCUACCCAGACCAUUCACAAACGCCACCCGCGCCAUUCUGGUCGACUGGCUCAUCCAAGUCCAUGUGAGUUGCCCUCGAGUCCCUCUACUAUUUAUCUAAAAGGAUUUCCUGAUUUAGGAAAUGCGCACUUGACAACAGGUUGACCCUCCAUAGUGAAGAAGUUUUUAAGUAGGUGCCCUUCAGCUUACCUAAGACAAAAUGUAUGUGGUAGAAUUCACUGUGUGCUCCCCAUCACUCCUUCCUUCCUCUUACAGGAGGUUUUCCAUUUCUCAGAGGAGACCCUCUACCUGUCUGUCCACCUCCUGAACCGCUGUCUACACCAGAUCAAGGUGAACACAGCCAAACUGCAGCUGCUGGGAGUGGUAUGUCUCUUCCUGGCUGCCAAGAAAGAAGAGUGUCUUCUCCCUGAGGUAUUCUACAUCAGACCUGGGUCAGAUACAUAUGGUGUUCUCCACCAACGUUUUCCCUCACUGAAGCCAUUAUGCAUAGCUUGGUGUGCAUAAUCAAGUAAGCGUUGGAUAUACAGUGAGGGGGAAAAAAGUAUUUGAUCCCCUGCUGAUUUUGUAUGUUUGCCCACUGACAAAGAAAUGAUCAGUCUAUAAUUUUAAUGGUAGGUUUAUUUGAACAGUGAGAGACAGAAUAACAACAAAAAAAUCCAGAAACACGCAUGUCAAAAAUGUUAUAAAUUGAUUUGCAUUUUAAUGAGGGAAAUAAGUAUUUGACCCCCUCUCAAUCAGAAAGAUUUCUGGCUCCCAGGUGUCUUUUUAUACAGGUAACGAGCUGAGAUUAGGGGCACACUCUUAAAGGGAGUGCUCCUAAUCUCAGCUUGUUACCUGUAUAAAAGACACCUGUCCACAGAAGCAAUCAAUCAGAUUCCAAACUCUCCACCAUGGCCAAGACCAAAGAGCUCUCCAAGGAUGUCAGGGACAAGAUUGUAGACCUACACAAGGCUGGAAUGGGCUACAAGACCAUCGCCAAGCAGCUUAGUGAGAAGGUGACAACAGUUGGUGCGAUUAUUCGCAAAUUGAAGAAUCACAAAAUAACUGUCAAUCUCCCUCGGCCUGGGGCUCCAUGCAAGAUCUCACCUCGUGGAGUUGCAAUGAUCAUGAGAACGGUGAGGAAUCAGCCCAGAACUACACGGGAGGAUCUUGUCAAUGAUCUCAAGGCAGCUGGGACCAUAGUCAACAAGAAAACAAUUGGUAACACACUACGCCGUGAAGGACUGAAAUCCUGCAGCGCCCGCAAGGUCCCCCUGCUCAAGAAAGCACAUAUACAGGCCCGUCUGAAGUUUGCCAAUGAACAUCUGAAUGAUUCAGAGGAGAACUGGGUGAAAGUGUUGUGGUCAGAUAAGACCAAAAUUGAGCUCUUUGGCAUCAACUCAACUCGCCGUGUUUGGUGGAGGAGGAAUGCUGCCUAUGACCCCCAGAACACCAUCCCCACCGUCAAACAUGGAGGUGGAAACAUUAUUCUUUGGGGGUGGACAACUUCACCGCAUCAAAGGGACGAUGGACGGGGCCAUGUACCUUCAAAUCUUGGGUGAGAACCUCCUUCCCUCAGCCAGGGCAUUGAAAAUGGGUCGUGGAUGGGUAUUCCAGCAUGAAAAUGACCCAAAACACACGGCCAAGGCAACAAAGGAGUGGCUCAAGAAGAAGCACAUUAAGGUCCUGGAGUGGCCUAGCCAGUCUCCAGACCUUAAUCCCAUAGAAAAUCUGUGGAGGGAGCUGAAGGUUCGAGUUGCCAAACGUCAGCCUCAAAACCUUAAUGACUUGGAGAAGAUCUGCAAAGAGGAGUGGGACAAAAUCCCUCCUGAGAUGUGUGCAAACCUGGUGGCCAACUACAAGAAACGUCUGACCUCUGAUUGCCAACAAGGGUUUUGCCACCAAGUGCUAAGUCAUGUUUUGCAGAGGGGUCAAAUACUUAUUUCCCUCAUUAAAAUGCAAAUCAAUUUAUAACAUUUUUGACAUGCAUUUUUCUGGAUUUUUGUUGUUGUUAUUCUGUCUCUCACUGUUCAAAUAAACCUACCAUUAAAAUUAUAGACUGAUCAUGUCUUUGUCAGUGGGCAAACGUACAAAAUCAGCAGGGGAUCAAAUACUUUUUUCCCUCACUGUAUGUCGGGUUCUUCCAGACCUCCAAACACUGACAGUGGAAGCUACAGGAGAAGGGCAUUGGGCAGGGUUGUUUUUGGACCAGGCCUUUCUCUAGUAUUCUCCAACCCCCUCACUCUCUCCUCCAGGUGUCUGAGCUGUGCUUCCUCAUGGAGAAUGGCUACUCCAAUAGACAGCUGCUCCGUAUGGAGCGCCGGGUCCUCACUGAGCUGAAGUUUGAGCUUUCCCACUGCUCUCCGCUGCACUUCCUGCUCCUCUCUGCCUCAAUCGCCCACUGCAGCGCCAAGGUGGGUGAAUCCUCAACACUUUAACCCAGAGCAGAGUUUGGCCAGGUUUUAGAAUGGAUGCCAUGUUGGCUAUUUAUUCUCUAAAUGUUGGUGAUGUAACAAUAGGAGUGCCUCUGAGAGUUCCCUAUGAAAUGACAGAGCAGUGCAUUUAACAGAUGUUUUAUUGUUUAGCAUUCAGGAUAAUGUGUAUCCAAGUUGGUGCCGUGUUGUGAUGUCAACAAAUUGCAUAUCUGCCUUCACUGGACAUCUUCAUAGGGAUUUGAAACUUUCAGAAAUGAACCGCACAAUGCGGAAGCGUCAAUUAUCACUUAGCAAGUGCUAUGGAGGAGAAAGUGGCGCCCUCAAUGUUCAGACAGAAACCACAUUGGCCAAAUGACCCCUUGAACCUAGUUGCUAGUCAAGCUGCUCAUAUUAUCAGGUCCACAUGAACAUGUUAGUAAUCUUCUGAGAUGUGCAGCACAACCGCAAUAAAGACAACCUGGAACAUCCCCUUUACUCGUCUCUACGUGCAGGUGGUGUGGAUGGCCCGUUACCUGCUGGAGCUCUCUCUGCUGGAGGGACAGUGUGUGGUGUUCCUGGCUGCCCACCUGGCUGGUGCUGCCCUCUGUCUGGCUCGCAGGGUACUGCAGGAGCCCCCCACCCCAGAGGGAGAGACUGCCUGGUGUGUUGCCUCCAGUAUCCAUGUAGGCAGGUGAGGAUAAGCUCUUUCUUGAUUGUCCCCCCCAAAAAAUAUCAUUGUCUCCACACUGAUUGCAAAUCUACUUGACAUAUGAUACCCAAUCAUUUUCACUAUCAGACUUUGAAGUGUAAUGUACUUCUUCUGUUGUCUUUUGACGCCACCUCUUUCUCCUGUCUGCCUCCUUCAGUGAGACGACCCUGCUGAAGAUAAUGCUCAUCCAGGCAGGGGCUGCAGCCCGGGCCCAGAGCAGAGAGACCCGCGCUACUUUCCUCAAGUACUCCACAGCAGGGACCAUGCACGUCAGCAGCCACCCGACCCUGCUGAGUGCCCCCUGUCUGCUGGGCCUGCCCACUACACACACUUGAAGCCCCACAGUAGCCUACACAUGAAGAGGAGAGUGGGGUGUGUGUCACUGUUUUUCUAUGGGAAUGGGCCAUUGUAGGAGGAAUGAGGAUUACUUUAUGAUGAAUUCAGGGAGGCGGACAUCCUAAUUGAGGACUGACUAGCAAAGGGUCCCCUACAGUCACCUUUUACCUCAGACAGACAUUUCAUAUUGUAAACGAGCAAGCUUGAGAUGAGAUGAAGGCUUGCGAGAAUACAUUUGACCCACCACAUCAAGGAGAGGUGUGAGGGGGAGGAAGGGGACAUCAAUAUAAUAUGCAGUACUGAACUGACUUGUCUGCCUGUUCUGGACUGGCCAGUGCCACAUUUAUUUUAUGCUCUUAUCUUGGAUCUAAUUGUGAAUCAAAAAAUAACAAGUUUUGUCUUCCGAUGACUGUCAGUUUUUUUUUUUACUGUUUCUUGUAAAAUGUUGGGACAAAGCAGGCUUCAAUUGUUUAAAUGUGACAUGGUUUAUUGGAACUUUUUAAUAAUGUUAAAUAAAGUUGUCUGCUGCUAAAUGUCAGUCUGCUGGCAUUUUUUGUAAGAUACCUCUAAGUUUCUGCCUGCCCUUAUUCAUAUAGCCUGGCUAUCUAGCUGAUGCUGUCUGGUCAGAAAGAGUAUGACAUUGUUGCCGCCCAUAGCAUUGAAUGCAAGGGAAUCCAGCGAGCAUUUGACCUCCCUUGAUAUAUUUUUAAAAUAAAAUAAUAGCCAAUCAGCAUUGUGCUAAACUGAGUGAGCUCAGCUGUGAAUGGUCCUGGCACACAAAAACCUGUCAAGGGAAGCCAGUUUGGAUUUGGCUUGAGACCAAUCACAUCAGAAGCCAAACAUCAUAUACAGCAAAAAAACGUUCAUUGUUGCAUAUAUUUGUGUCCUUGUCCUCCGGUGGCUAGCUAACUAAAAUCAUCCCUUUCCUAAAUUAGCCAUGGACAGAGAUGGGUAUUUGGUCUUGUGGUUUUACUUAAUUCUCAGUACUGGCCAAUGAUGAUAAUGGUGAUUCUGAUACAACUAUAAAUUGAUACAUUGUGCCUCUGGCCUGAGGGAAUGGAAGUUCAACAUGUAGCUAGAUGUAGUAUGCUAAUGUUAACUAGCUGGCCUGGCGCAUCAUUGCCAAUGAAAGGAAGUUAGGCUAGCAAACAAGCAUUUUAGCCAAGUAGCCUAGGACAACAAAAACUAAAAGCAUGUACUGUAUGACAGAGUCAUAGACCGUUUAGGCAACAUGAAAGAUGAUGGCAUUGGCGUUUCUCUACAAGUAGGGUGAGUCAACAUGUUUUUCUACUUGCACGCGCACACACAGAAAUCUACCAUGGACAGCCACUUAUUUAACUUAGGUUGAUUGGACUAAAUCGUUUUUGGUAUCUUUUAGUUGUCACUGUAUUAGACUAAGAAUAGGUGAUUAGAUUAUGUUGAAGUUGAAAUUGUGCUGGAAUAGUGGAGGCGGCUCCUAUUUUCUUUGCCACUUGCGGUAACUCCGUGGUUCUAAAUCAAUAGUUGUUUGUAGUCCGAAAAUUUAGGAAACAUUAACUUGCUUGACCAUGCUGUAGGUCAUGUAACUGUUUGUUACAUGCAAUAUGUUUUGUGGACUUCACCGGACAGAUGUUGCUCUCCAGUUUUGUAAUGAAACAAAUGUGUGGUUGAAUUUAUUCUGCCACUGUGUCUUCGUAUUGUCUCGGCCUUAGCCUAUAUAUCACAGUGUCAAGGCAUAGUAACUAACAGGUUAUAGAGCAAACAACGCAAUUAUCACAACACAGGUUGUAAUAAGGCUUUUUUGGUGGGGGGUGGGGGGGGUCGCUUUGCUUACUCGGUGCCUUUACCCACGCACUGCUGCUGCUUGCAGAACUGCGCGCUACGGCACUGGUAACGCCUCGAUCACACCGAUGGUACUAUUGCGUAAAAUGGGACGCAGCAUCAUCUGGAUAUGUGUGUUACAAAACUUCGACAUCCACCUUCUGCUACCAUUUCUGUCAAGCAGUCUAUGAGUACAGUUUGACGCAUACAUUCGAUAAAUCCAACGUCUGCACUACACAGAACGCACUGCAACUGCCGCUGCAAGGCAAACGCAGCGUUCCAUUGGAAAUGACUACUUCUGGUGUAGCAAAAUGCCAGACACUACCCGUGUGAUCGAGGCGUUAUGAUGUCUAUAGUCUCUCUGUCUGUACCAACCGUGCUCGCGCUGCUUGCAGCAUGUGCUCAUUUGCCUAACCCCGCUUUCUUUGGCUCUGCUCACGUGCGCGAACAGAUCCGUGGCAUUCAUUGGCUGAGAAGCAUUCUAUACGUCAUAUUUUGCCAUAAGAGAGCCAUAUGGACGAGUUGUGGACCAGCUGACUGAUGAACUAUGGCACAUUUCACAUCUGAGAGACACGUGAAAUGUAGCAAUUCCUAUUCUCCCAUAGGGAAUGCUAGAAAUGUAUUUUAAAAUCACACCAUGCUGCCCUAUUGGUCUCAUCUCAUUAGUCCAGUCAACAGGCUGUUAAUUUAGUGUAGCCUAGUCUAUAGCAUAACAAGUCCAGUAACCCAAUGAAACAUGGUUUAGAAAUAACAUAAUAGUUUUGUCCCUAUAGAAUUAUGUAGGAUCUCUGUUAGUUCUUAUGAUAUUCUGUCCAAACAUCAUGACUGUAUUCACACCUCUCUUAUUCAAGUCCUGACGUUCUCAUGCAGUCACUUCAACACAGAACUCAUGCGGUCCCACCCCUACACGUGCCCAGCAAACUAAGUAGUAUUUAUUAUGCUAAAUCCUCCCAGAUUGGGUCUCGAGGGCAGCGCACGAGCAACUCCUUAAUAUCGACGGGAACAGUUUGUAAUUCCAGCAAGGGGAGGGUCGUCACUAAUUACCACAGCCACAAAGUCAUAAACCACCCUGAAAAUGUCUACAAUGUAUCUUCUUAAAAUGUGAUUUUAAACCUAACUUUAACCUUAACCAUACUGCUAAACUUAUGCCUAACCUUAAAUUACGAACAAAAAGCUAAUUUUUGUUUUCAUGAAUCUUUACAAUAGGCCUAUAACCAAUUUUGACUUUGUGGCUGUGGCAUCUAGUGGAAACCCGAGGGGAGGUCUAGGAAGCGGGGCCAUUUUCAGGUUGGGUACCGAUGAUCAAUUUUGGGACUGGGACUUGUCUUUAAUGAACUAACCGUUAGACUACAGGUAGUCUUCACAUCCCGGCAGCUAGUUUAUCAAUUGAAUGAGAUAGAUGUAAUAUAAACGCAGCGAUAGACGCGCAGAGAAGACAUGACAUAAGGAAAACGUUGAAAGAUAGAGCUAGAAAUGAGGUGCUCUAGUCAACAACAAGGCGAGGUGGAGCGAUAUUCAAGUGACGUGAACCACCAGUGGCAAAGAGUCUAAAUUAUUAUUGGAGGUAAGCUGUUGGUGAUUUUUUUUUUUUAUACUUUGAGACUAAGACUUUUAAAACAAUUUCAUGUGAAAAGUGCACUGACCCAAGUUGCUUUAUGUGGACGUUUUGACUUGAUUUAAACCUGCUGACCAUGCUUAACAGGCCUUUUUUAUCCACUAUUAAGAAGCAAAUACAUACAAAUUUGACAAAUAUAGUUUUGUCAUUUUCUUUCUUUGAUUUAUUUAUUAGGCCUAAUUAUUUCUGAUUUAUUUCGUGCGUUUUGUAUAUGGCGUUUGUUAACGUGUACUAAAGCAAUGGUUCCCAAGCAGGGGUACUAGGACCCCUGGGGGUACUUGGCCUAUCCACAGGGGGUACUUGAGAAGACUCAUGAGACCAUAGGCUUACUGGUAAAAUGCACAUUAGGGGGUACUUCAGGGUACUCCAGGCUGAGCAAAAAUCAGUUGGUGGUACAGUAACCGAAAAUGGUUGUGAACCACCAUACUAAAACAAUAGAGCAAGUGUGUCUGCACUGCAGAAGUUGUGAUGUUACAUAAGGGGUAGGGGAGAAGCCCCGGGUUGUGACAGCGCACGUUUGAUACACAUCAUGCACGUUUGUCCUAGUGGCCCUUUGUUUACAAAAUAACACCACAGAAAGUUACCUAUAAACAAAAGCUUAGCCAGAACGUAAUGAAACCUGCCAUUGGGUAUCAUCAUGUACAAGAAAGUGUCAGUUCUCAGGGGCCUAUAUAGAUGCAGAACAUGACUUUGUGCCCCGCUAAAAAGCUUGCGUUGCAAAUAGAUUUCAUUUAGUCAGCUAUUGUUUAUUACAUCGAUUUUUAACCAAUCAUUCAGCUUUCAAGUCCCAUGGCUGACUUAAAGCUCUUCUCCAUGAGACAAAUGUGUUUUCCUCAACAGUUGAAAUUCAGCUGACAGUGUGUGUAGUCUAGUGAUCAGAACAGAAAGGAUGGGGUCGAUCGGGUCAGACUCAGGGUGGGGUUUGAGCUGUCAUUGAUUUUUCUUUCUCUUGUCCUGGACAUAAGAUACUGUCACUCAAAGAGAGAAAAUGUAGAGAUUGGGUAAAGAGAGAGAGAUGGAGGGAGGAGAGAUGAAAGUGUAUAAACAUGCCUGUCAGAAUAGGGUUAAACGAUAGGGUCGCACAGUGUUACAUAAAGAACUGCACCCGCUCUAUUGCUCUAAAGACUUCCCCACACACAUAUACAUGUGCUAAAUCACUUCUGAAUCUCUCAUGAUCAUUUGUAUGUUAACCACCAUGAUUUACCAUCUUCCAUAACAUGGUUAGUGUGCCGUCAUGUCUGGUGAUGUUUCAUGGUGAUGUUUGAUUAGUGGGUGGAUGUGAUAUUAUCAAACACACACACACAUAGCCCCCACUCCAUCCUCCCGACACGCACGUACAGCCCACACACACGGGACCCUGAUGUGUCUAGGAGUGAAGAGGAGGAGCCAGACAAAGGGAACGGGGCUGUGCAGGGAGAAGUGACUGAGGAGGACACAUGAGGGAGGAGGAGCUAAAUCUGAGAACACAUGUCAGAGAGGUGGAGCUCAGGCUGCUGAUUAUGUAUCCAGCAGCAUACAAAAUAAUAUGUUAUUUCAAACCACAAACGAAAAACUCCUCACUCGAUAAUUUUCCCUUGUACUUGGAGCCAAAGUGUUUAUAUUUUUAUGACAGGAGCUUUUUUUAAGUACCAUAGGCCUAUGCAUUUUAAAACAUAUUCCAGGGAAAUGUUACUCAAUGGUGUGUAUUUGGUUCUCCAUCAGGGCUCAGUAUGCCUCUGGAACAGGAUUGUCUAAGUGGGCGAGAGCCACGUGCAUCCAGCAAGAAUGCCAAGGACAGGAGCAACACUGGCACCCUACUGGCCUCAAGGAGUACUGCAGACACAGAGUCCAUCGGAAGAGGCUCUCGCUGCAGCUCUGAAAAAGAUUCUGGAUAUUCCGGUGAGGGAGAACGUUCCGGACACUCACUCGCCCCAAAACGUGUCACCCACCAGCCCCCUCGCUCUUACUCACUCAUUGUGAUUUCUGUAAACUCUCACACUGCCAGACUCCCUCAUGAAUCAUGCCACAUGCUCACACAUAGGCCAGGCAGUGCAACCAAUCAGCCAGAAGUGUUGUAUUUCUAUAUAGAGAAGGACACACGUGUAGUCUACAUGCACACUGGCCCUCUACUCAGUAGGAUUGCUGAUAGAAUUCCAUGAAUUCCUUCACGAGGAGUACUAGAUUACUGUCCUUGAUGAUGUGUGAGUAUGGCCUCACAGGUACCAGUGGGAAACUGUAUAAAAGGAAUCAUGUGUCACAUUUCUUGUGAGGACAGUUCCCAUCCCCCUGUAUUCCCGUUCAAUCUGACUGUAUUUCUUCAAUUCUUUACACUCAACUCUUCCCUUAACCUGCUUCUCUCUCUCUCCCCCUUCUCUCUCUCCCCCUUCUCUCUCGCCCCCUUUCUCUCUCUCCCCCUUCUCUCUCGCCCCCUUCUCUCUCUCUCUCCCCUUCUCUCUCUCCCCCCUUCUCUCUCUCUCCCUUUCUCUCUCUCCCCUCUCUCUCUCCCCUUCUCUCUCGCCCCUUCUCUCUCUCCCCCUUUUCUCUCUCUCCCCUUCUCUCUCUCCCCCUUUUCUCUCUCCCCCCUUCUCUCUCUCUCCCCUUCUCUCUCUCCCCCUUCUCUCUCUCUCCCUCUUCUCUCUCGCCCCCUUCUCACUUUCUCCCCUUCUCUCUCCCCCUUCUCUCUCUCUCUCUCUCUCUCUCUCUCCUCUCUCUCAUCUCUCUCUCCUCCUCUCUCUCUCUCUCCCCCCCCCUUCUUCUCUCCUCUUCUCUCUCCCUCUCUCCCCCUCUCCCCUCCUCGCUCCCUCGCCCUUCUCCUCUCUCCCCCUUCUCCUCUCCCCCUUCUCAUUCCUCCCAUUCUCUCACUCCCCCUUCUCACCCCUUCCGUCUCUCCUCCCUCCCUCUCACCUUUCGUCCCCUCUCUUCCUCUCCCCCCUUCUCUCUCUCCCUCUUCUCUCCCACCGCUUCUCUCUCUCCCCUCUCGUCUCUCCCCCUUCUCUCUCUCACCCUUCCUCUCCCUCCUCUCCCUCGCUCCCUCCUCCCGGCCUUCUCCUUUCUCCCUUCUCUCGUCGUCCCGCCGCGCCUCCCUCUCUCUCUGCCCCUCCCUUCUCCUCUCUCUCCCUUUCUCUCUCUCCCUCUCUCUCCCCCUCUCCUCUGUCCUUCCUCUCCCCCUUCUCUCUCUCUCCUCACUUCUCUCUCUCCCCCCUUCUCUCUCUCUCUCUCCCCCUUCUCUCUCUCCCCUUCUCUCUCUCCCUCUCUCCUCUCCCCCUUCUCUCCUCUCCCCUUCUCUCUCGCCCCUCUCUCCCUUCUCUCUCCUUCCUCUCUCUCCCCCCUUUCUCUCCUCUCCUUCCUCUCUCUUCUCUCUCUCCCCUUCUCAUCUCCCCCCUCUCUCUCUCCCCUUCUCUCUCUCUUCUCCUCUCCCUCUUCUCUCUCUCUCCCCCUUCUCUCUCUCUCCUCCCCUUCUCUCUCUCCCCUCUUCCCCUUCCCUUCAGCCACUUUCCCCCCUCUCUCUCUCCCCCUCUCCUUUCUAACCUUCUCUCUCCCCUUCUCUCUCUCCCCCUUCUCUCUCUCCCCCUUCUUCCUCUCCUUCAGACAACAACAGCUGUACAGACUGGCUCCAUGUGGAUGGAGAGGACCAGGGCAGCAGCGUGAGUGAGCCCAGGGGAAGGGAGGGUCUUCAGGGCCAGGUCAAGCCCGAGCAGGCCCCUCUCCAGGGGAACCACAUCCUGGUCCCCAGCCCCAGAGGCCCUGACCGCACCCCCAUCCCCAUCAUCAAGAACGUGGUGUUCAAACAGGUGAGAGAGGUAGGAGACAGGCUUGGGGUCAAUUCCAUUUCAGUUACAGUCAAUUGAGAAAUUAAACCCCAAUCCCUGGUGGGAGGAGGGAAAUGGAGGAGGAGAGUAUGAAACUGGGGAAAAACAGCGUAGGAGUUGGCCAAUCAUAGGACAGCAGAACUAAAAGGAGAGAAAUAGAAAGCAGAAAUAAAUGUGGAGGAGGAAGAGGAGGUGACAGGUGGAAGAGGAGGUGACAGGUGGAGGAGUUGACAGGUGGCGGAGGAGGAGGUGACAGGUAGAGGAGGAAGAGGUGACAGGUGGAGGAGGAGGAAGAGGAGUUGACAGGUGGAGAAGGAAGAGGAGGUGACAGGUGGCGGAGGAGGAGGUGACAGGUGGAGGAGGAAGAGGAGGUGACAGGCGGCGGAGGAGGAGGUGACAGGUGGAGGAGGAAGAGGAGGUGACAGGUGGCAGAGGAAGAGGAGGUGACAGGUGGAGGAGGAAGAGGACAUGACAGGUGGAGGAGGUGACAGGUGGAGGAGGAAGAGGAGAUGACAGGUGGCGGAGGAGGAGGUGACAGGUGGAGGAGGAAGAGGAGGUGACAGGUGGUGGAGGAGGAGGUGACAGGUGGAGGAGGAAGAGGAGGUGACAGGUGGCGGAGGAGGAGGUGACAGGUGGAAGAGGAAGAGGAGGUGACAGGUGGAGGAGGAAGAGGAGGUGACAGGUGGAGGAGGAAGAGGAGGUGACAGGUGGAAGAGGAAGAGGAGGUGACGGGGACAGAGUGUGAGGGAGACAGGAAGAAAGCAGCUUCUGAAUCAUCUGAAAAUGAGUUGUCUGAUAAAUGUCACAGUGAGCCAGGUCAGAACGACUUAAUGGUUUUAGGGAGGUAUUUGAUGGCACCAUAAGACUCAUCCUUUUUCACAAUCCUCUUACAGCAAGUCCCGUCAAAUAAGUUGCCCUUUUCUUGACCGUAUGUGUUAGUACGAGGAGUUGCCUGUCUUUCUCUCAUCUUCCCUUUAUCUUUCCUUUCGGCUUCAAUUACCCCCCCCACACACACAUACAGUAUAACCUAUUUUGGUUCAACCUUUUUAAAACUCUCUCCGUUUCCACUUUUCUUUAUCCUCUUUCAGAAUCAGAAUCAUCUUUAUUACAUUUACAUGUACCAGGUAUUUAACAAUCUCUCUCUCUCCUCCCAGUCUGUGGUGGUAAAGAAUGGCUCAGACCAUCACUUCCAGAACCAGCUGAACUGGGAGAACCGAGGAAGAAAUUCCAACGACUCUGGCCCCUGUCAUGUGAUCCUGGUCCAGCAGCCCAGUGAAGCCUCACCCUCACCCGCAUCCCCAAAGCCCCACAGAACCCAGGCCCGGAGAGCUGACAGCACAGCCAGGAAAACCAAAAGCAGAACCUACCUGCCCAUUCUUAAGUCCUACCCACGUAUCGCCCCCCAUCCCAGCAAGAAGCCCUCAGACAAGACCCCAGUGGACUCCCAUGGCAAGGGGACUGGCAGUGAGGACCAGAGCCAGAACAAGAGGGAUGAGGUGUCCACUACUACUCACUUACAGACGCCAUCCAGGCAACACAUCCGCAAGCAGCCAGACCCCAAGAGAACCUUAUCUCACUGGAGGAGCCCUGCCUCCUCCCACUCCCCCAGCCCCCGCUCUCCAUCUCCCUCUAGCCUUUCCAGCUUUGGCGCUCCCUCUUUGUCCAGCUCUGACACCUGCAACGCCUCCUCAUCCUCCUACUCCUCCUCCUACUCCUCUUCCGGUGGCUCCUCUCCCCUCCCGGCCAGCAGAUGGCCCCGCAGACACGGUCCAGGCCUGUCCCUGUUCAGUGCAGCACGCGACAGGUGCUUCCUGAACACGGUGGGCAUCCUAAGCCAGUCAGGCCUGCUUGACAUCACACUACGCACCCAGGACCUCCUCCGCCAGAGCAACGCCACAGACCAAGUCAUCGCCCAGCUCCGCCAGCACACCCAGCUGCUGUACCAGGCCGCCAACAACAACAACAACCCCAAUGCCAACACAGCCAGCGCGGGCUGGGAGAGGAUACACCAGGCUAUGGCUCAGUCAGGCUGCUACCCCAGCCUCAAGAACCUGGGGAGUGAAGAGGAUCACCACAGUUAUAGUCCAGAGCCAGGAGUGGGAGGGGACGCCAGUUUCAAGAGGGAUUCGGUUGGCUCUAAUAUCAACACUCAUACCCACAAUUGGGUGCAGGCUCCGCCCCCGGCCCUGCCCCUCCUAGCCCCCAUGUCAGAUCUGCUCCCACAGUACUGCCCUGUUUCCCUGUCACAGCAUUCUCCAGUCAGCGUCACCACAUCCCUCUCUCACUCUGGGCAGGCCAGUGCCAAACCCCCUGAGACAGUCACCAUCAUGCCCCCUGACAGUUCCACCCAUGGGGGUCUUCUCUAG